This is a messenger RNA of Erigeron canadensis, 872 nucleotides long. Its product is annotated as NAC domain-containing protein 83-like. NCBI's taxonomy places the organism in Eukaryota, Viridiplantae, Streptophyta, Magnoliopsida, Asterales, Asteraceae. Gene Ontology annotation, molecular function: DNA binding. Gene Ontology annotation, biological process: regulation of DNA-templated transcription. Bases 50 to 799 code for a protein of 249 amino acids. The transcript is spliced from 3 exons. The record is from RefSeq and is a predicted model, not a curated record.
ACCAUUUUUCUGCUUAUUUAAAAUUCUCUUCUUGGGUUAAUUUAUUUGAAUGUCAACUUACCAAAAUGAGCAUGCAGAAAAGGUUAACAUGGAGAUAUCAAAGCUCAAUUUUGUUAGAGAUGGAGCCAUUAGAUUGCCUCCGGGGUUCAGGUUUCAGCCGACUGACCAAGAGAUUGUGUUUCAAUAUUUGAUUCGUAAGGUCUUCUCGUGCCCUCUUCCCGCUUCAAUCGUCCCAGAAAUCGUCAACAUUUGCAAAUUCAAUCCGUGGGACUUGCCUGGUGAUUGGGAGCAAGAUAGGUACUUCUUCAGUAAGAGGGAAGCCAACUAUGGCAAUGGGGAUAGAUCAAGUAGAGCAAGUGAGAGCGGAUACUGGAAAGCAACUAGUUUAGACAAACAGAUCACGAGGUGUUGCAAUAACAAUUCAAGCUCGAGGAAAAGAGAGAUCAUUACUGGGAUGAAGAAAACACUGGUUUUCUACAAAGGCAAGCCGGCUCAUGGAGAGUCGACCACAAGAACUCAUUGGACAAUGCAUGAAUAUCGCCUUGUGCAUUCACCGUACUUAAAACAAACCAACUCCAUCGAUAAGAGAUCUUGGAUUCAAAUGGGAAACUGGGUUAUGUGUCACAUAUUUUUGAACAAAAGAAGUAGAAACGUAGGAGUUAUUGAUGGGAUGAAUAUUGUCAAAUAUGAACCAUCGUCAUCAUCAUCAUCAACAUCAAGUUCAUCAUCUUGUGGUUCAAGUGCGGUGACUUAUAAUGAAGUUACUUCAAGUAGAAAGUUACUAUAUCCUGAAGAAUAAUACCAAGAAUAACGUAACAACUUAGUUAAUGUAGUUUUUAUUCUAUAAUUAAUUAUAAGUUUAUUUUUUGUUA